Messenger RNA from Leptosomus discolor (cuckoo roller), 1660 nucleotides. NCBI's taxonomy places the organism in Eukaryota, Metazoa, Chordata, Aves, Leptosomiformes, Leptosomidae. The record is from RefSeq and is a predicted model, not a curated record.
UAUGUGUCAUUGUGGCUGCCGACUGCGACAUGUGAAAAGUCCCGCACUAAAACUGUAAGAAACUCCAACAAUCCAGUGUGGAAUGAAACCUUCUACUUCAGGAUCCAGAGUCAGGUCAAGAAUGUGCUGGAGCUGACAGUAUACGAUGAGGAUUUUGCUACUCCAGAUGACCAUCUCCUCUGUGCACUCUUUGAUACUGCUAAACUUCCAAUUGAAAGAACAGUGAUCCUGUAUUUUAAGCCCAGCCCGCAGGCCAAGGAGGAGCUAGAGGUUGAAUUCAAACUGGAGGCCGCUUCUGGUCCUCAUGAAGCCAUUGCUACCAAUGGAGUCCUGGUGUGUCGUGAACUUUGCUGCUUGGAAGUUGAAGUGGCAGAGAAGACACAGCAAAAAUCAAAGAAAGAGCUCUCUCUCACUGUGAAGGGCUCUUUUGAGGGGACGCAGGAUAUUACGCUGGGCCCCGAUGGACUAGCCAGCCCAUCGGGUCCUACCAAGUUCCACUAUAUCAAGUACGCCGAGCCAACGCUGGACAUCAUGUUGCCAAAGAAGAGGCGCUAUCAUGCUGAGAAAAGAUUUGACUUGAAUGUGAGAGCACAAAGCUGUAAUUGUUCGUGCCAUCAAGACCUGGACAUGCGCUUUGGGUUUAACUUAUGUUCAGAGGAGACGGCUUUCCUGCGGAAAAGAAAGAGAUAUGUAGCAAGUGCCCUGAAAAAUGUUUUUCACCUUCAACAGGAUCUGCAGGAUUGUGAAGUCCCUGUUGUGGCUAUCAUCACGACAGGCGGGGGACUGAAGUCAAUGACAGGACUAUAUGGCAGCCUCCUGGGACUUAAGAAAUUAAAUCUACUGGACUGUGUAACAUACAUCAGUGGGCUGUCUGGCACCACAUGGACCAUGGCAAACUUAUACAGAGAUGCCUACUGGUCACAGAAGGACCUAGACUCACAUAUUGGUGAAGCCCAGAAACAAGCAACCAAAUGCAAGAUGGGCUGUUUCUCUAUGGAUCGCAUGAAGUACUACAACAAGCAGCUUUGUCAGCGGAAAGAGGAGGGAUACAGGACAUCAUUUAUAGAUCUUUGGGGGCUCAUGAUUGAGUACUUACUAAAUGAUGGGAAAGACCCCCACAAACUUUCAGACCAGCAAGAAGCACUGUGUGAUGGCCAGAACCCACUGCCCAUCUAUGUGUCUGUCAGUGUCCGGGACAGCUACAGCACCAAUGAUUUCAAAGAGUGGGUGGAGUUCACCCCCUACGAGGUGGGACUUCUGAAGUACGGCGCGUUUAUUCGCACAGAGCAUUUUGGAAGCGAGUUCUUCAUGGGACGCUUGUUAAAAAAGCUCCCUGAAUCCCGGAUCUGUUACCUUCAAGGUAUGUGGAGCAGUAUAUUUUCUGUAAACCUGUUACAAAUAUGGGGAUUAUCACACAGUUCAGAGGACUUCUGGAAGAGAUGGACACAGGACAGAAUAGAAGAAGUUGAUGAAGACCCAGUGUUGCCUACAAGACCUCACGAGCUGAGGACUCGCAUGUACACUCCUCCUGGCCCCCUGUCCAGUGCCCUUCGGGGAGCACUGACUGACCGCUUCUCUGUCGCCCACCACCACAAUUUCCUGAAGGGCUACCAACUGCAUAACAACUACAUGGAGAAUGAGCACUUCUGUCAAUGGAAAG